GGGACAUAUUCAGGUGGUGUCCAAAAAUAUUAUGAUUUGUGAAGUGAGUGGGGCUCAUAACUUUAUAUAGCUUCCAUAUUCUUCAUUCAAAUAUUAUGUUUGGGAUUAUGUUUUUCUUCUUUUAUUUAAUGGUGAAUAAUUAUAUUGUCUAUAUUUUCCAAUUAAAGUUGAAUUAUGUUAUAUAGUUGUAGAAAAUGGUCAAAGGAAAAAGACAAUGGCUGAAACCAGGUGAUUUGAGAACUAAGAAGCUAACAGAAUAUGAGAAACAAAGAAAUAAGCGAAUCAAGAAGAACUAUGAGGAACAAGAGAUGCCACCGGGGUUACGUUUACAGCCUCAUUCGAGGCCAUUAACUCCCACCCCAGAAGAAGGGAUGGAUCCCCCACGUCAAGAGAUUGGUACCCAACCCUUACCACCUCAUAAUGUGCAACCUGUGCAUGAGGUGACUGCAUCUAGUAGUGUUGGUAAGUUUGCAAAGUUGUUUAUAUUCAAUUUAAGAGUGGGUAAAGAAUUGGGGGUUUGGUUUCUGCCUUUGCAGAGACCUCGAGGUCUCUAUUUUAUUUCAAUAACUAGAGCAGUGACAAUGUCUAUUGCUCUGCCCAUGGCUCAGUUUUUACCACCCCAUCCACAUCCCAUUAAGGGUGGUUCUAGAUAG
Camellia sinensis is the source of this 653-nucleotide messenger RNA. The record is from RefSeq and is a predicted model, not a curated record. NCBI's taxonomy places the organism in Eukaryota, Viridiplantae, Streptophyta, Magnoliopsida, Ericales, Theaceae.